GAGAAUAAGUUCAUUUGUAAACUUAGAAAAUACUCCUUCUAAAAGUGUAGUCAACAUGUACGCUAGUAGAUCGAUAGAGUCUUCGGCUACCAUGCCAAUGAUUCAGGUGCAGUGCACAGGACCCAACGGUUUAGGCCCUGAAUGGGUGCCCCUAGAACAAGAUUGGAAGAAAAGGUGGUGCACUCUCCCCGAAUUGUAUAAGCGGGAUGCUGCAAGAAUCGAUGCUUUCGAAACGAAAGAAAAUGAUGUAUUUGUGGUGACAUUUAUGAAAAGCGGUACUACAUGGAUGCAAGAGUUGGCCUGGCUUUUAUUAAAUGAUCUGGAUUUCGAACGGGCUAAAGGCAGUUAUCCAUUUCAUCGAAGUCCUUUUCUAGAAUACACUCUUGUUAACCCAGUGGUCGGAAUGGAUUCUAUAGAUUUAUGCAAUAAAGUUGUGGGUAAUUCCCGUCUACUUAAAACACAUUUGCCCGCUCAACUGCUGCCCCGACAAAUCUGGAAGCAGAAGCGAAAGAUAAUCUACGUGGCGCGUAAUCCCAAGGAUGUUGUGAUUUCUUCCUAUCAUCAAAUGAUUGGUCUGUGCUUCUGGGAGAGCAGCUUGGAUGAAUUCGUGGAUCAGUACUUGAAGGAUAAAAUUUUAUAUACAUCUCAAUGGGCACACAUUAUCGACUUCUACAGAAUGCGAAACGAGGAAAACAUUUUCUUUGUUACUUAUGAGGAAAUGUCACAAGAUCUUGAAGAUGUUAUCAAGAGACUAUCAGUAUUUUUGGGAUGCAAAGACUUGACCGAUUUGGAAGUAAGAAAGCUCCUAAAUCACUUGAGUUUUAAAAACAUAAAAGGAAGCAAGUUUGGCGACCCCACCAGUCAUAUCAGAACUGUUCGGAAAACUACUGAGGAUUUUCAAUUCUUGCGGCGCGGUAUUGUCGGUUCCUAUAAGGACGAACUGAGUCCCGAGCAGCAGGAUAAGAUUAAUAAAUGGACAACAAGCUUUCUGAAGGAGUAUGGCAUAAGUGAAUCUGAAAUAUUUGGGAAUAUCUAAUAACGUGUUCAUAAU
Drosophila eugracilis is the source of this 1051-nucleotide messenger RNA. Its product is annotated as luciferin sulfotransferase-like. The transcript is spliced from 4 exons. The record is from RefSeq and is a predicted model, not a curated record. Gene Ontology annotation, biological process: sulfation. Gene Ontology annotation, molecular function: sulfotransferase activity. The coding region runs from base 56 to 1036 and encodes 326 amino acids. Lineage: Eukaryota; Metazoa; Arthropoda; Insecta; Diptera; Drosophilidae. Gene Ontology annotation, cellular component: cytoplasm.